This is a messenger RNA of Petromyzon marinus (sea lamprey), 3907 nucleotides long. Its product is annotated as transmembrane protein 200A-like. The record is from RefSeq and is a predicted model, not a curated record. Lineage: Eukaryota; Metazoa; Chordata; Hyperoartia; Petromyzontiformes; Petromyzontidae.
CAACAUCAACAACAGCAGCAACAUCAACAACGUCAACACCAGCAUCACCAAAGCGAGCUGGCGCCAGUGAGCGGCAUCACUCGAGCGCCACGGGACACGGAGCGCAGUUCCAACCGCAGCGGCAGUCCUCCUCCUCCAUCGCCUCUCUCACCCCCUCACCUAUCCCCGUCACCAGGACACCUGCCUCCCCUCACCUCUCUCUCUCUCUCUCGCCGCCCCUCAGCUGCUCACCUGCCUCCCGCGCGUGCUCGCCUCUCAUCCCGCCAUCUGCCCCCUCCCCUCACCUGCGCCCCUCCUCGCCUCGUUUUCUCCCCGCCUCUCUCCUCUGCCCUCUCCUCCUCCCUCCGCUUCCCUCCUCCUCUCCGCGCCUCUGGCAGGGGCCACAUUCGACAGCCGAGCGCGCCGCGUAAGUGCCGCCUCCUCCUCCUCGCCAAUUGUCUCCUCGCCCACCCGCGUCUCCCUCGCAGCGAAACCUCCAUCGGCGUCUCCCCUCACCUGCCCGCUCGACCCGAGCGUCUCCCCUGCGAGGUCGCCCUCGCCUCGCCCCAGCCGGACCGUGCUGGGUACCGGCGGCCGGACGCCGAUCGCUCGCCUCUGGGCGCGUUGCUGCGCCAGGAUGCCGGGCACGGGCUAGCAGCAGGGAGCUAGAGCAGCCGUGUGGCCACGGGGCUGGGUGCUGCAGGGGAGUUGCGGGGAGCCGGGGGAGUGGGUGGGGGGGCCCUGGGAGCUGAGUGACGACGACUCGCGGGGCGAUGCGCGGCGUGGAGGCGCGGACAGAGCAGCGAUGCGACCACGACAGCCUCCGGCACCAUCACCACCGCCACCACCUGCUGCUGCGCCGGUACACGUAGGCUGCGUUGAGGCAACAUGUCAACAGCUGGCGGCUUCCUGCCCGAGAGCUGUCCCGGCCAGAACAACAACAACAGCAGCAGCCUGUCUCAUCACCUCGCGCACAGCUACGACAGCGAGGGCGGCAAGUACGAGUCGGUGAGGCUGCCGCUCAGACAAAGGGCCGUCCGGGUUCGACACCGGAUCGAGGCCUGCUUCUUCUCCACCGGCUGCGCCACGCUGGGUGUCACCAUCGUGCUCAUUGGCAUCACGGUGACCAUCAUCGGCUACUGGCCCAAGUACGACCACACGGCGAGCACCAAUGGCUCUUCCUUCCUGGCCGAGAGCAACAACAACAACAGCAGCAGCAGCAACAACAACAGCAGCAGCAUCAAUAGCAGCAGCAGCAACAGCAGCAGAGGAGACGGCAGCGGUGGCGUCAACGACAACACCACGGGCUUGGAGGGGCAGACGAGAGGCAGCGAGGUCGUGGGCCUGCUGGAUCAGCAGCUCUACCUCUACGUCGUCAAGAUCCUGGGCCCGCUCACCAUGGGGAUCGGUAUCUUCGUGUUCAUCUGCGGCAUCGCGGCGCUGUACGAAAACCGGGAGAAAGACAUCAAGGGCAUCACGCUGAGGGACAUCCAGCUGUCGGAGCAGAAGCCGCACGUCCAGACGAGCGUGAGCACCAGCAACCUGUCCCGAAGUUUCUCGAGCUGCUACGAGCAGGACACGAAGAGCCAGGAGCAGCCGGCGGAGAAGCCCACGCCGAACUUCUACAUGCUGUUCCCCUGGACGGCGAGCGGGAUGGGCUCGUCGGAAGAUUCGGAGCGCGAGGUCGCGGCGCAGCAUCACUUUAAGUUUCUCCAAGCGCCCUUCAACACCAUGCUAUCCACGUCGCUGCUCAUCAUCUCCGAGAUGUGUCUCGGCAGCCCGUUCAAGAGCAAGCCCUCCGAGAAACUGGAGAUAUUCCACGGCAAGUCCAGCCUCUCGUCCUCCAUCACCACCCUGUCGCUGCCCAUCAUCAAACUCAACAACUGCGUCAUCGACGACCCGGAGGAGCCGGAAGCGGGUGCCGACAAGCUGGAGGGGGCCGACCCCGAGGCGAUCUCCAUAGCAGGACCUGAAUUUCCGACCGCCCCGAGACUGCAAUGCUCCAACACGCUCUCCCUGCCGGUCGGCGAGGACCCUCUGAUCGAGAGCUACGAAGCCCGCUCGUACAUGGCGAGCCUUCACAACGACGCCGCCGCCGCCGCCGCCGCCUCCUCCUCCUCCUCGGCGUGCUCCAGCAAGGCCCCGGGCACCGCACACCUCCUGCUGCCAGCCCAGCAGGACCUGUCUCCGGACCUCGGCAGGAGGUCGCAGACGGUGACCAUCACGGUGGGGCACGGCAAGAACUUCUACGGCUCGUCCAAAAACUGCGCGCGCUGGACGAAGGGCGGCGGGCGCGUGGACGCCGUGGACCGGCUGGCGGUGCCCGAGCCCAAGGCUCAGUACACGAACAAGGAGAAGCUGCUCAUGAUCUCCAAGUUCGCGCACAACUCCAGCUUCGACGAUGACCCUUGCGACGUGCCCGGCUCGCUGGAAAUGGAUUUCUAAAGGCGGACGGAUGGUCACCGACGGUCGACUCUCCACGACGAGACGGUCGCGCUACGUUGCCGCGGUGCAACGGGUCAGCGCAGCGGACUUGCGACCCAGAGGUCGCCACUUCGAUCGGUCUCCCAGCGUGGCGGUUAAAGCAAAUACCCCCUGCCUCUGUGCACCCCAAAGCGUUACGCGUGGGUUCAUCACGGUUGAUCGAUCGGCGAGUCACAUACGGUGGGGUAAAUUGUGGGUAGUCCCACCUCUUCCGAGACGUCUGGCCAGCGUGGAAGAGUAGGCCAAAAUUCCCUCCAGCGGGGGCUCUUCUACUUUCCCUCGAGCAAAGGCCCUUCCGCCAGCAAUGGUGAGAGCGAGCAGUUGCAGGGGUAUGCCUUUAACCUUUUGAUGAGAGAUUUUACUUGACUGAAAAAAAUCCAUGUAUGUACAUUCUGAAGAUAGCGUUUAUAUAUAUACGUCUCAACUCAAGCAGUGCCAAUACUUUGUAACACACUUUGUACGUUUCCGGUGCAUGGGGCCUGUAACUUAAAACUGGGCGCUGCAUCACACAGGAUAUGUUUGUAACUACCACCGUCAUAUUUUUUGUAUAUCUUGACCGCCAGUAUUUGAGAUCGCAGCAUUUGAGUGGGGUGCCAUUACACUAAUGCGCCGUUAGCGACACAUUUUGUGAUUUGGAAUUUUGUACUGCGAUUAUUGUAACAGCCGUUUUGACGGUGCAUGUUUAGAUAUCUGUAUUUUUUUUAAGUGAAGUUUCCCGUGGGAGGUUUGUACAUUUCGGUACAAUUGGACAUUUUGUUCAGCCAACUGCUCCUCUUGACGAGACGACAUGGCACCAGUUGGGUUCAACAUUAACCUUUCCACCAACAUCCCAGUGGCUUAAAACGUGAUUGACACGGGCCCUUUCCGCCCCGUAGGCUCCCGGUGCAGCUGCACCGUCUGCACACUCAAUAUCUAGGCCACUGCUAAAAGCCGUUCGGACGCAGCUGCCGAUGAGUGGCUUGCGUUUGUUUUUCCAACAGCUGAACGAUGACCUGUGACAGUAACAUCUGCAUCCACGUGCGCAAACGUCCGUCAUCUUAAAACUGUAUUCUCUUCACGUUUUGGGUUUUUCUUCCCCCUCCCCCCCCCCAGAGUGCGUAUCGCCGUGUCCACUCGAGUCAGCGGACAGCGCUGCGCUGUGAGAGGGUUAAGGCUAUUUGCUACGAAACGUGAACAGUAAUCGAGCAUAAUUACAUAAACUCGUGUAAUCGCAUCUCGUGGGCACUGAAUAAUUCAUGUCGCCCAAAGUGAAUGCUUUUCAUCGCCGCAUGCUUCAUUAGUUCACGUAAUAAAUGCGACCUUUACGGCGAUCUUUACGCACCCUGUGAGCCACAGCGCUUCUUCGUAAGCGCCGACAGUUCUUUAUCCGGCAGCGCACCGCAAGGCCUGUUUUUUUUGUUUCCAUUUUGUACAUUGUAAAUAAAAGGAAGCCCUCUCCUACCAA